AUGGGGACCGAGACCCAUCCCGCCGACAGCGAGGCCAUCAACGCUCGUGCAGAAGGCGUGGGCCAUGAUGAGGACGCCAAUGGCCGUCCGCAUGCCGCUGGCGAUGCCUCGCAACCCGGCCGUGCGGCAUCCAGCCAGCAGCCCUCGGCGCAACAGAACUUUGAAUUUGUCCUGGUGACCGAUGAAGGGUCCCGACGCCAGGUCCGCCGUCAUGCUAUGCGCCAGUACAUGCGUCAGCGACGUCUGGAGGGAAUCGCGCGGCUAGGUUCGUCCCGCGUGUCUAUCUCCGGAUGGGCCGCGCGGGAACCGGUUGAUGCUUCGCUGGAUUCUCCAGGAUUAAAAGUAAAAGCCGAGGAGGCAGAUGAUGGGCACGAAGAAGAGAGAAUCAACACCAAGGGACGCACUCGCGGAAAUGCUCUAGACACAAGACGACGCAACCACACAGUGUCUGGCCAUCAGGAAGAUGUACUUUCGAAUAAACCGUCUGCCUCGGAUCAUCUGCCGUCCCCAGGGCCUGGCGGAAAGCGUGAUCCAUUUGACAGCUAUCCCAUAUCGAUCAGUCAACAGGACCACAAGCUGAUCAACCAUUAUGUCGUGAUCUAUCCUUCCAUGAUGUACAAAUUGUCGGGGCCAAAUCAAAAGAACCCGAUCAUGGAAAUCUUUCGGCAAUUUGCCCUCCAGGACAGGCUCCCGUUCCAGGCAAUGCUGGCCAUUGCCUCCAAGCAUCUGGCCAGCGUGGAGGGCCGGUCGGAGUCGGUGCAAAGCCUGGCGCAUAAAAUACAAUCGCUACAGUUGAUCAGCAAGCAGAUCCGAGAUACUGCUGACGGUCCGCAUGAUGGGACCAUCUAUGCCGUAGCGACGAUGGCUGUCAUCGAGAAAUGGUCCAAAGACGCCUCCAUUGAACGGAUGCACUUCAAAGGUCUUGCCUUGAUGAUUAGAAAACGAGGGGGCAUGCGGGGGCUGAGGGCCAGUAGCCCAUUUCUGGAACAAGUUCUAUACUGGGUUGACUUCAGCUGUGCUCCCAAGGCAAUUGUGGAUGCCAGUCUCCCGUGGACCGGAGACGUUCCCGACUCACUCCCUGGAAAGCUGCAAUUUCUGUCGCCAGACUUGCAGUUGGACGUACCCACGUCGGAUGGUGAAGGUGUUGGCGAUAUCUUGCGCGCCUGCGAAGACUUUCUGGCUUUCUUUCGCUGCCUCCAUGAAUCGGAACAGGCGAUCCUCAAAGCCCCGUUUCGCGCACCGACGGAGGAGGCGCCUCGUCGAGCGAAUCUGUUUCACCCUUCUUCUCGGCUGUAUUCUAUUCUGACGACGCUUCCGGACUACGAUCAUGGCAUUCGCGAUGUUCGCUUCAUUGACGAGUACACGUGUCUGGCGUGUCUGUUCUACCUCAAUGUAGCGCUUUGUGAAUGCUAUCUGCACGGCCAGAACUUUGACGAGUACAUGGCAUGGCUGGAUUCGGAAGUCAAACAGCUAAAUCCGACGUCUAAUCCUAGCAUCUCGGCCCUCAUGUGGCUGUUCCUGGAGAACGGCGGCUAUCCUCGGGGGGAGUGCAGUGACGAGGGGGAGAGGAGCUGGUUCGUGUCGCGGAUGCUGCGAGUGGCCAAGCGACUGGAGUGGAACCGGCAGGGGACCUUGUGGGAUGGUUUGCGGGCGAUCCUCAUCCGGUUCAUCGCGACGCAGCAGGAGUGUGGACUGGGGUCGGAGAAUCUUGGCAAAGCGGAGGUGUUUGCUCGGCAGCGGAGGCUCAACCAGCGGGACGACUUCCUCUGGGACGAGGAUGAGAUGCGGCGGGAGAUUCUGGGCGAUCUCUACCGGGGAGCGCCAGUUUACAGGAUGUCUCAACCGCCGAUUCCGUAG
Molecule: messenger RNA, 1857 nt
Organism: Rasamsonia emersonii CBS 393.64
Lineage: Eukaryota; Fungi; Ascomycota; Eurotiomycetes; Eurotiales; Trichocomaceae
Exons: 4
Coding region: 1-1857 (618 amino acids)
Source: RefSeq, a predicted model, not a curated record